AUGAAAUCGGCAACAGCUCAGGGAGCUAUAGCAGUUGCUAAGCUGAAGGCUAAAAAAAGGCAACUUUGUGUAUGGUUGUGGUUUCGGGAAAACAGGGAGCCUUUUUACGAGGCCGGGUUUGGCUUCUCUGUUUUGGCAUCGGAGCAGAAACUUUAUGGUGGUGGUGUUGAUAUUUUUAGCAACGAUUUAGAAUAUAGCAAUUAUUGGAGUGAAGGUGUUUGCUUGAAGAUUAAUUUCAAGGAAGAGCAGUUUGGUACCAUAAUAGAUGUUGCAGCUGGUCGACGACAUUUUCUGGUUGCAUCCAAAAAAGCAGUUUAUGCAUUUGGUGACAAUGCUCAUGGACAGUGUGGACAAGAUCCAGAAAAUGUGCCCUUUGUGAGACUAGAAAAUAAGCCAUUCCAAAAAAUUACGGUUCCUUCGGAUUCAGAAAUUGCUCAAAUACAUUGUACACUGGAUACAUCAUUCAUCGUUCUGGAUUCUGGUGAGGUGUUUUCGUUCGGAUUAGGUACAGAUGGGCAAUUGGGACGCGGAAUAUGCGGUUGUGAUUGGCGUUGUUUACCAGUUGAAGGUGAUUUGAAGGGAAUGAAGGUAGCUACUUUAAAAGGGAGCACGGAUACUUUGAUGGCGGUGACAAAGAGCGGUGAAUUAUUUAUGUGGGGACAGAACGAAUACGAACAAAUGUAUCCAUUUGUCAGGGACAUUCAAAGUGGUUACCCUCAUGAAAUUCGUCUUUCCACGGGAAAAAUUGCAGCAGCAGAUUCUACGGCAACUUCUUGUAUAGCAUUAAGUAGCAAUGAUCAAGUUUAUGUUUGGGGUUUCGGAAUCCUCGGUAUGGGACCCAAUGUUACAUCAUUACGACGACCGGCGCUCCUGGAAAGUAAUCUUUUCAGUGGUGGUCCUAAUGAUUCGGGUAAAGUCAAGAAAGUUUUCGCUGGUAAUUCUUCGAUGUUUGCUAUUUCGAGAAUGGAUAAUCUGUUUUCUUGGGGUCUUAACAGGUUCUCUCAUUUGGGUCUUUCACAUGACAGAAACCAACAUUUUCCAUUUCAAGUCGAUAUAUUAAAGAAGCCAUUAGAUGUCGCAGUUGCACCUGAUCAUGUGUUGUUCCUGAUGGGUUGA
Messenger RNA from Loa loa (African eye worm), 1116 nucleotides. RefSeq names its product williams-Beuren syndrome chromosome region 16 protein. Bases 1 to 1116 code for a protein of 371 amino acids. NCBI's taxonomy places the organism in Eukaryota, Metazoa, Nematoda, Chromadorea, Rhabditida, Onchocercidae. The record is from RefSeq and is a predicted model, not a curated record. The transcript has 2 exons.